UGACUUACAUAAUGAUAAGAACUGGUAGAUCUAAAAUUGAUCUUACGGAAAUUCACAAAGAGACUCUUUUAGAAAGAAUUUUUACUUUAUUCGCAAUAUUAACUCUUGUGGUGUUUCCUUUCGCUAUUAUAUUUUGUUUUAGAGUUGUAAAACAAUACAAAAGAGCUGUAAUACUUCGUUUUGGACGAGUGAGAAGCGACUCUCCCGCCGGGCCCGGCAUCAUCUGGCUUGUACCGUGUACCGACAGCGUGGUCUUCAUAGACAUGAGAACACAAUCAUUUAAUUUGCCUCCACAAGAAAUUCUUACAAAGGAUUCUGUAACUGUUAGCGUUGAUGCCGUUGUGUACUAUCAUGUCAUGAAUCCAUUAUGCAGCUUGCUGAAUGUUCAAUCUCACAAACGUGCAACUGAAAUUCUUUCUGUAGCGUUACUGAGGAACAUUUUAGGGCAAUACACGCUUUCAGAUCUGCUGUCAAAUAGAGUGCUAAUAAGCGAUGCUCUUAGAAAAGAAAUAGACAAAGGGACAGCUGAAUGGGGCGUUGGAGUAGAACGAGUUGAAAUAAAAGAUGUAAUGUUACCUUUUGAAUUACAAAAAGCAAUGGCCGCAGAAGCUGAGGGUACUCGAAUCGCAAAAGCAAAAAUUAUCGAAGCAGAAGGGGAAAUAAAAGCAGCUGAAAAUCUCAAGGAAGCCUCAAAAAUUAUGAUGCAACAUCCCAAAACGAUGCUUCUCAGAUAUUUGCAGACUUUAAAUUCUCUCGCUGCACAACAAAGCACAACAGUAUUAUUUCCCAUCCCAAUUGAAAUACCACAUCAAUAA
Colias croceus (clouded yellow) is the source of this 815-nucleotide messenger RNA. Its product is annotated as band 7 protein AGAP004871-like. The transcript has 7 exons. The record is from RefSeq and is a predicted model, not a curated record. The coding region runs from base 12 to 815 and encodes 267 amino acids. Lineage: Eukaryota; Metazoa; Arthropoda; Insecta; Lepidoptera; Pieridae. Gene Ontology annotation, cellular component: plasma membrane.